Panicum virgatum (switchgrass) is the source of this 1455-nucleotide messenger RNA. RefSeq lists its product as uncharacterized. The record is from RefSeq and is a predicted model, not a curated record. Lineage: Eukaryota; Viridiplantae; Streptophyta; Magnoliopsida; Poales; Poaceae. Gene Ontology annotation, cellular component: endoplasmic reticulum. Bases 290 to 1288 code for a protein of 332 amino acids. The transcript is spliced from 2 exons.
GGCCGCGCUGCUGACAAACCCAAAAGAUUCCGUUCCCAAGCCACGCCCGGGGCAGCUCGUCAAACACCCACCAAACCCACACCUAAACCGCUAUCGUUUUGCAACUUGCAUCACGCCGUACAAAAAAACAAAGCAUUAAGCAUCUCCCCCCUCCAGCCCUUCCCCCCUAAUACGAAUCAUUUUGGUUAAUAACACACAACCGGAGGAGAAAGAGAAACCUCCGCUUCCUCUCUGUCCCGCACGCACCACCGAGUCGGUCGUCCCAGCCGCCGCCGCUCCGCAUCUCGCCAUGUGCGGGGGGUGCUGCCGCCGCCAAAGCGGCCCCGGCGGGCGCCGCCGGGGUUGGUGCGGGCCCUUCCUCGCCGUGGUGGCCCUGGCGGUGUCCGCGGCGGUCGCGUUCCUGGAGGGCACAGCCGGCGGGGUCUCCUACGCGGGGGACGGGUGGCUGCGCGAGUGCGCCAAGUGGGACGCCGAGGGCGGGCGGUUCCUGGCGUCCACCAUCUUCGGCGCCAGCGUCGCGGAGGUGCGCGGCGGCGAGGCGGAGGAGCGGGUGGUCCUGGCGGACCCCGACGCCGCCGGGAGGGUCACGCUGGGGCUCGCCGUCGACGCGCCCAGGCGGCGCCUGCUCCUGGUCUACGCCGACCGCCUGCCGCGGAUGGGGUACGCCGCGCUGGGCGCCUACGAGCUCGGCUCGUGGCGCCGCCUCUUCCUCACCCGCCUCGACGUGCCAGGCGAAUCUACGUUUCCCGACGACGUCGCCGCCGACGAGGACGGCAACGCCUACGUGACUGAUGCCUUGGGAAGCAAGAUCUGGAAGGUCAGCCCGGACGGCGCGCUGCUCGGCGUCAUCAGGAACGCCACGUUCACGCAGCGACCGGGGGCGCUGCACAACUUGGUCGGCCUGAACGGCAUCGUGUACCACCCGAACGGCUACCUCCUCGUCGUCCACACCUCCGGCGGCGAACUCUUCAAGGUCGACCCCAAGACGGAGACCGUGCGCGUCGUCAAGGUGCGGGGGUCGCUGAAGAGAGGGGACGGGCUGGAGCUGCUCUCGGCGACGAGGCUGGUGGUCGCCGGCCCGCCGAGCCGGCUGGUGGAGAGCUCCGACGACUGGGAGACCGCGAGCGUCACGGGGCAGUACGUCGGGCCAAUCCACCGGGUCGGGUCGUCGGCGACGGUGAAGGACGGGGACGUGUACGUCAACCACAUCUUCGGGUUCGGGCUCGGCAAGAAGAAGACGCACGUCCUUGCCAAGGCGGUGUUCUCGCCGUUGGCCGCAGCGAGUUGACGGCCGGCGGCGCCUCCGCCGUUGUGAGAUGGGUUGACUCCGUCCCUAAAAUCAGACAGACAACCAAACAAUAGAUGGGUCGGCUCCGUUCUCAAAAUGAGGGUUGGAGCCAACCCAACCCACUGGUCCCGCAACCAAACACACGGUUAGGCUCCAACGUCCAACCA